This is a messenger RNA of Microdochium trichocladiopsis, 606 nucleotides long. RefSeq lists its product as uncharacterized. The annotation marks the transcript as partial. The record is from RefSeq and is a predicted model, not a curated record. The transcript is spliced from 2 exons. Gene Ontology annotation, biological process: mycotoxin biosynthetic process. Lineage: Eukaryota; Fungi; Ascomycota; Sordariomycetes; Xylariales; Microdochiaceae.
UCUCUUCGCGAGGCUGGCAUCAACCCAAAUUCACCCAUACCGAAGCACAUAUUUAUCAACCGCAAAGACAUACCCUUCACUCCGCAUCAGGAGUACAUGGGCCCCUCGAAGGAGGCCGCCAGGAAUUGGAAAUCGUUAACCGCAGGUUCUGACUCGAUAUAUCUCUCAGACCCCUCAAAGUACGGGCUAAACGACCCGGGCAUCAAGGCGCCAUUCUUCCUCUUCCACGAGCCCCCUCCCAAGGCCGCAGACGACAAAGACAACCUGCUCAAAUUCUACGUGCUCAAUAACUUACACGAGCUGCACUGCGUACACAUGAUCCGCAUGCGUUAUAACGCGCUUGUGUACGACGCUGCCAACACGACACCACUAGCGAGCAAUCCGCUCGACGUCGAUUGGAUCGACCACAUUGAGCACUGCUUCGAGUACCUCCGACUGAGCGUUACCUGCGGCGACUACAUGACCUUCGAGACUGACUCGCCUCCGGGCAGCCCCCGAGAGUACUGGGAGGGCGGGCUGAGUUGGGGCGUAGUGCAUAGCUGCAUCGACUGGGAUGCGCUUCUGGCCUGGCAGCACGAGAUGGUAGCCGAGUAUAACCGGACCUGG